AUGACACCUUAUGAAGCCUUGUAUGGUAGGAGAUGUAGGACCCUUUUGUGUUGGUGCAAUCCUGAUGAUAAUGUUAUCUUAGGACCUGAGAUUGUGCAACAAACCAAUGAUAAGGUUAGAUUGAUACAAGAGAGGAUGAAGACAGCUCAGAGUAGACAUAAAAGUUAUGCUGACUGGAGGAGAAAGGACUUGGAAUUUCAAGAAGGUGACCAUGUGUUCUUGAAAGUCACUCCGUGGACUGGGGUUGGCAGGGCGUUGAAAUCCAGAAAACUUACUCCUCGAUUUAUUGAAAUACAUCAUGAUCCUUUGCAUGUGAUUGAGUCAGAUCAUCUUGAGGUUAAGGAGAACCUAACUGUGGAAGCUACCCCGGUGAGAGUCGAGGAUCGAAUGGUGAAGCAACUUAGGGGUAAGGAAAUUCCUUUGGUGAAAGUUAUUUGGGGAGGAGCUACACCUGAAAGUGCUACUUAG
Messenger RNA from Cajanus cajan (pigeon pea), 468 nucleotides. NCBI's taxonomy places the organism in Eukaryota, Viridiplantae, Streptophyta, Magnoliopsida, Fabales, Fabaceae. The record is from RefSeq and is a predicted model, not a curated record.